AUGAAAAAUGCCAACUGCAUGUUUUUUAAAGUGUCAACCAAGACAGGUAAAAGCACCUCUAAGGGGAAGGUCACUAAAGUGAAAGAUACAGCACGUACAUGUAUUGGUGAAGAAAAACCUGGAAAAGAAAAGACAGAGAAAAAGAAAACAGACAAAGAGGAGGUCAUCAAGGAAAGGAAAGAACAAGAAAAUGGCAGAAUGGCGACUAUGACUAAAUGUGCAUCCUUCAUACUGGACACAAUAGCAUGCUCCCAAACAGUCAGUACUAACAAUGAAGUUCAAGUAGCAAGUAACAAGCACGCUGAAAUUUCUACAAUGCAUGGUGACACUCACAGUGACCAAUCAGUUUCUUACAGUCAGACUCACUUGCAUGCUGACAGGAACAUAAUGCAUGAUACAUGUAAACAGCAAGCCUCCCCUUUAACUGCAUCCCCUGUUUCGAUUCCACCUCAAACAGACUACCUUAACAGUAUCCAUUUACCGCAACCAAUGUAUCCCCCAUUCUCGUUUAUGCCUUCUCCGCAUGCAUACUCCCAAAGACCGUAUUGCUUGCAUCUUGAUAAUCAAUACCCCUUUCAAGAGUCUUACUCUUUCUACAAUAACAUCCGUUCCUUUGUAAGUUCCUUGCCUCCAUUUCCCACCAAUCGUAUAUCUUCCCCUAAACAGACGCCAAACCCUGAAGCUACUGCUCCAUCAACCAAACAACUGAACCCAGGCAGCUUAAUUAAAGACAGCUUGUCUGUGGCAGAAUAUGACACAUAUGGCACCUGCCAGAAGUGUGUCCUGAAAGACACACAGUUAGAGUCCUUGACUGAGGCUUAUGAAAAGGCACAAACUGACAUUCAAGCCCUUUAUCAGCGAAGGGAGUUGGAGGGGGAAAUAAGUUGGUGAUAAUAAGUUAGUUCAUUGUGUCUAUAAAAGUUUUGUUGAACUAGAAUAUUAAAAAUUAAUGUAAUUUGGCGACCUCCAGCUUUAAUAUUUUUGGAUGAAUACCAAAGAGAGAUCUGUAUUUUAAAAAACAGGCUGGCUGACUUUAAGGCUGAAAAAUCAUCAAAUGAAACAAAAUUGUCAGUCCUUUGUACUGACAGCUUUCGCAAAGUCU
This is a messenger RNA of Dreissena polymorpha, 1102 nucleotides long. RefSeq lists its product as uncharacterized. Lineage: Eukaryota; Metazoa; Mollusca; Bivalvia; Myida; Dreissenidae. The coding region runs from base 1 to 891 and encodes 296 amino acids. The transcript is spliced from 3 exons. The record is from RefSeq and is a predicted model, not a curated record.